This is a messenger RNA of Brugia malayi, 1731 nucleotides long. Its product is annotated as WH1 domain containing protein. Gene Ontology annotation, cellular component: WASH complex; recycling endosome; early endosome. The transcript has 10 exons. Gene Ontology annotation, molecular function: alpha-tubulin binding; actin binding; gamma-tubulin binding. Gene Ontology annotation, biological process: Arp2/3 complex-mediated actin nucleation; endocytic recycling; retrograde transport, endosome to Golgi. The coding region runs from base 1 to 1731 and encodes 576 amino acids. NCBI's taxonomy places the organism in Eukaryota, Metazoa, Nematoda, Chromadorea, Rhabditida, Onchocercidae. The record is from RefSeq and is a predicted model, not a curated record.
AUGUACACCUGUGGUACACCGACUGGUGCAUAUCAACUAGGCAUACAGCAUGCAGGCUUGAGUAUUACACCUACAGGUCGUCCCAAAAAAAGACCGCCAAACACAGGUGCCCUUCUUUUUAACUCAGUCGAAAACGGUAUGCUUUUUUCUUUGCUUGGACAUGACUGUGUCUCAUUAGCAGCAGGUGUUGUACAGUUGCUGAAAUCUGAUCCACGGAAUCCAGGAGUAUGGAUCAAAGCUCACAGAGGAGUGGUUUCGCUUGUCAAGGACUAUGAUAAAAGAGCAUAUUUCCUACGCUUAUAUGAUAUUUAUAGGAAACAGUAUCUUUGGCAACAAAUGUUGUAUAAGAAUUUUCACGCAUCACAACCAUUGGGAUGUCCUCAUCUUCUAACAUUCGAGGGAGAUGAAUGCGUGUUUGGUUUGAAUUUUUCGAGUAAGGAAGAAGCAUUCAGCUUUAAGUCCCACCUUGAUAAGCGCUAUGAACAGGAAAAAAAGUCUCAAGAAAAAGAGAAGAUGGUAACUAGUGGCGGCUCACAGAACAUUUCUGGGUCGCUUCUACCCUUUGGUGGCCGAACUCAUGCAGUUUCGGCAGUACAUAGGACUGGCAUUACUAGUAUGGGCACCGUACCAAAUAUUGGUGGCGGCGCAUGGACAAAUUUUGUGACGAUUAAUAGAACCAAAAAGAAAAGUUCAAAAAAAGAAAAGAAGCAGAAGAUUCGGAAGGAGGACAUUAGCAAUCCAACAAAUUUUCAACACAAAGCACAUCUUGGGUGGAAUCAAGAUGGUGGUUUCUCACAAGAAACGUACAACUAUGAUCCAAUGGAUGAUAGUGUGAAGGCUGUGUUGCGCGCUGCGGGAGAGAAUCCGGAGCGAAUGUCCAAAGAUGACUUGGAAUUUUCGAAAAAAUUUAUUACUGGCUACCAAGAGGUUCCUAAACUACAGCAGCCGUCAGCUCCAAUGCAUCACAACUAUCAGAGGCCUUUUAUGACCUCCUCAAUUAUCAAUUCUUCAACAUUAUCACCAGUUCCGCCGCCACCACCUCCGUUGUUACGUCGUGAAGGAUUUCAUAUUACUCCAGUCUCAAGACCGCCGCUGAAACCACCAGCUUCCAGCAAGCCUCCAGCUAGGCCUUUGCCACAGCCACCGGGUGCAAUGAACGGGACAUCAACUACCUACCGACCAAAUGAUGUACCCCCACCUCCUCCACCGCCACCACCACCGUCAAGUUCUACGUACUCGGUACCGACGGCAGCACCUCCUUCAUCAGUUUCUACAAAUUCUUCACUCGCACCACCUCCACCUCCUCCUCCACCGCCACCACCACCACCUCCUGUAACGUGCGCCAGUGGUACAAUACCUCCGCCUCCACCACCUCCGCCAUCUUACACUUCGACAGCCAGCAAUGGUGGUGGAGGGAAAGCAAGUUUGCUUAGUGAGAUACAAGCGGGAGUUACUUUAAAACAAGUGACAACAAACAUCAAUCAUGAUAACAGUAUUACCGAUGCACGCGAUGAAAUGAUGGCACAAAUAAGGCAAGGAGCCAAUCUAAAACCUAUAGACAAAGAAGAGAUUGAAAACCGGAAAUCAGUACCAAAUUCUACGGAUGUAGCUGGAAUUGCAGGUGCAUUAGCUCGAGCUUUAGAAGAAAGGCGUAGGAAUAUGCGCAAUUCAGAUGAGUCGGAAUCAGAAGAAGAAGCUAAUAACAACGACAGUGAAUGGGAAUCAGAUUGA